Molecule: messenger RNA, 1056 nt
Organism: Oldenlandia corymbosa var. corymbosa
Lineage: Eukaryota; Viridiplantae; Streptophyta; Magnoliopsida; Gentianales; Rubiaceae
Source: the annotation of a GenBank genome assembly
AUGCAGGGAGCAACUACCGGAAUCGGCUAUGGUCUUAAAUAUCAAGCAAGAUGCAUUUCCGACGUGAAAGCAGAUACCGAUCAUACCUCCUUUCUGACCGGAACUCUCAGCCUCAAAGAGGAAAACGAGGUGCAUUUGAUUAGGGUUUCCUCCGAUGGUAAUGAGCUUAUUUGUGAGGGUUUGUUUUCUCAUCCUAAUGAGAUCUGGGACUUAGCUUCGUGCCCUUUUGAUCAACGCAUUUUCUCCACUGUCUUCUCUUCGGGUGAAUCGUUUGGAGCUGCAAUUUGGCAAAUUCCUGAGCUUUAUGGUCAGCUGAAUUCUCCGCAGUUGGAGCGUAUUGCUGCUCUUGAUGGACAUGAUUCCAAGAUUAAAUGUGUGCUCUGGUGGCCUACUGGAAGGCAUGACAAGUUAGUUUCUAUUGACGAGCAGAAUCUUUAUCUAUGGAGUCUUGACACUUCAAAAAAGACUGCACAGGUUCAAACUAAAGAAUCAGCUGGCAUGCUACACGAUUUAUCUGGUGGAGCGUGGGAUCCGCAUGAUGUUAAUAAUUUGACCUCAACCUCCGAUUCAUAUAUCCAAUUUUGGGAUCUGCGAACAAUGAAGAAGACAAAUUCAAUUGAGCACGUACAUGCACGCAAUAUUGACUAUGACACCAAGAAGAAAUAUAUGCUUGUGACUGCUGAAGAUGAAUCUGGAAUACACAUUUGGGACACCCGAAUGCUAAAUUUUCCUGUCAUAGAGCUCCCUGGACAUGCUCACUGGACAUGGGCUGUGAAAUGUAAUCCGGAAUAUGAAGGCUUAAUCUUGAGUGCUGGGACUGAUUCGGCUGUGAACUUAUGGCUGGCUUCCACACCCUAUGGUGAUGAUACAACAUCAGAAAGCUCAAUGGAAUCACCCAGUAAGAAUGUGUAUCAGAUGCUGAACUCAUACAGCGACUAUGAAGACAGUGUCUAUGGGCUCACCUGGAGUUCUCGGCAGCCCUGGAUGUUUGCAUCAUUGUCGUAUGAUGGGAGGGUGGUGGUUGAAUCUGUGAAGGCUCAUCUUCCUCGAAAAUGA